AGAAAUAUUUGAAAUCUUUCAUAAAAAUAUCUUCUCUCUGUAUUCAUUCCAAAUUCCAAGUUAAAUGAAGUGUAGGUUCUCUUCAAGAAGUGAGCCGGGUAUUUAUAUGAUUCGUACAGAUCUUAGAUUAACGCUAUCAUUUUAUAGAAAUUGAGAAGUUGUCAACAGAUUCUUUUUAAGUUAUAUAUGGAUUUGAAGAGCUCAUAACUUGUUAGGUUUCUGUAUCCAAAAUGAUGGAUAAAAAAGUAAUACCGCUGUAUAUAACAGACAGCCUUGCUGCUCUGGACGCUUUGGCGACAAAAGACAAUGUUUUCAAAUACCUCAACAAGUCUCAUAAGCUUAAAAAUUUAGCUUCCAAAAUGAAAGCGGAACUGUUGCUGUGUCGAGAGGACCAAGAGAAAUGUUACAUUUUAGCUAAGCGCUAUGUUUUGCUGAUGGAUCACCUAUUUAAAGUAUCUGACGAUCCGAAAUAUAUUCGCACUUUGUUUCUCAAUGACUAUAACACUGUAAAGACACUCUUGAAUAACCUCAGGAGUGAACUAGAGGAAAGGUAUAAGGUCUUGACAGCUUCGCUUCAAGAAAAACUUUCUAUCAGCUCGAGAGCUCCGCAUAGCAGCAAUACGCUUUCAGACCAGUCUUCGAUUGUUCUGGAUAGCGACUACAUUCAACCGACUGGCGAACCUGACCCAUUUAUAGACUUUGAACCGACUGAAGAUGAUAUGACCUCAGAUAUCCAGGAACCAAGAGGCACUCCACUAGUGCAAAAGCCUGGAAGCGGACUGUUCCUUACACCUGAAGAGUUUUACAGACGCCUUGACGACAUGAACGUGUUAAUUCUAGACGUUCGACAAACUAACGAAUACGAUCAAACUAGAAUCAAGAAAAAGGCAGGAGGCAUGAUUAAUAUUCCACCCGAACUCAUUCAACCAGGCCUUUCCGCAAAUACGCUAGGGCUUAAAUUGUCACCAGAGACCCGUGUAAUCUGGGAUAACCGAGAUAGCUUCGACUGCAUUGUCAUUUUGGAUUAUGACACAACAAAGUUUACCUACGGAUUGUCGAAAUUACACUGCCUACGCAUAUUCAUAACUGAGUGGGACUUCAACAGAAGCUACCGGGAGCUCCCAUUUAUCCUAGAUGGCGGUUUAAAAGAGUUCGUUCAAUGUUAUCCUUCAGAAGUAGAGAAUUCUGGUUGUUUGUUCGCUAAGCAAAACUCUGAGAUCGACGAUUUGUUGGAUAUAGACUCAGUGGAAUAUCCUGGUGCAGCCUCAGGAGGAGGUCAUAGAAACCUCAUGGUUGAUUCGGCAUAUUCUAUGGGCAACAUAGCAAAACGUGUAGACAGGGACUUCCCCGCAGAAGAUGAAGACGAUGAAGUAGCGCUUAAAUUGCGUAAUAUACGUUCAGAAGGGGCAUUGCCGAAAAAUUCGUACUUUGCCAAGGAGCCAGUUGUAUCUAGUGGGCCUUACACGAGCAUUUCCGAGCAUCGAAUUCCAAUGGAAUACAACGAAGGAAACAUUAACCCUGCAGCUUCGACGGACUUCAUGAAGCGGCAAGAUAUGUCGGUUGAGGAUUGCCAGGCAAUCCGAAAGCUCAUGGAAGGUGACAGAGAAUUGAUGUUGCUAAAAGCCCGCGCAUCAAAACCAACUUAUCUUCCAGAGCAAUGGAAUGAGGGUAACCAAGACUACUCAAGGUCACAUGAAAGACGGAGAGAUAAUUCUCCAGAGCCGAUGGACAAUGCUGUGCCAACCUAUGUCUCUCCACCUCCUUCCUUUGACAGGAGUUUUAAACCUGCUAGAGUCAUAGAACCAGAAAAAGACGUGAAGGGGCGAGGCUUCACGGGAAUCCGAAAUUACAAGAAUUGCUGUUUUAUGAGCGCGAUCUUACAAUGUAUGAAAACAUUGCCGUUCAUAAAAGAGUACUUUGUGAAUACAAACAGGCACUUAACCCUGAAUCGAAGAGUACCUCCGGUAUUCAAUAUAUUGAUGGGUGAGGUGUUUGAUAAGCUGUGGGAGGGUACUGAGGAUGAUCCAAAAAUCUACUAUCCCCAAUUUAUAAGGGAUAAACUCAGCCGCGUGAACCCAAUGUAUGAAAAAGGGUGGCAUGAAGAUGCGUUCGAGUUCUUCACAUUUUUCUUCGGUCAACUCAGCGAGGAUUGCAUGGUCGAAAUGCCCAGACCGGAGGUUAUGACGGAUAGUGAACAAGCUUGGUAUAGCGCUCUACAAGGGCGAUCGAGCUUUUUGGUGGAUAGAACGUACUAUCAACUUAGGGAUGAGAAAAUUUGCACUCAUUGCAAAAAGAAGAUCUGUUCAUUCGAAACAGAGGGUAUCCUAAAUCUUGCCAUGCGGCAGAACUUAGAACCCUGUGAAUUAGAAGAUUUGAUCAAGGAUUAUCUGGCCGAAACCACUGAAAAAGACUAUCAGUGCGAGAUAUGCAAGAACAUUGGUGCAGUCGUGAACAAGAGAUAUGUCAUCGUAGAUCCAGACACGUUGAUUAUAUGUCUGAAAAGAAUCCUAAUUUCUAAAGAUGAAGUAAUGAAGCAUCCUGGUCUUGUCAGUUUUCCGGACAAGCUACAAUUUGGAAGCUCGGUGUAUAAACUCUACGCUGUAGUCCAGCAUAGCGGAACUCUAUCUCAAGGCCAUUAUAUUGCCACUGUUUUACUUGACGAUAUAAGAGACGACUGGAUCGAGUUCAAUGAUGACGUUAUGACUCGCAUCAGUACUAGGCCGUUGAAAGACGCUCCUGGAAUAAGAUCGAGUGUAGCUGGGUUUUUCUACGUUCGUCAAGAUGCUGCAGAACCUAAUGUGGUAUAGUCUGAUAAAGAAAUGUGAUACUAGAAUAACUAAACAACAUAUAUGCAACAUUCCUGGAUAAGCCGCAGUAUUUUUCUAGUAAUAUUAUCAUAUGCCACGUUCCUUUGAAGUGCCUAUAGACGGAUUUUUUCUAUUUAGGAAAUUUGAAUAUCUAUUGUCUAUUUUCGCGACGUAAAUGAGGUUAGAGUUUGCUUCUUGUCACAUCAUACAAAUAGCGUUUUCGUGCUAAGCAACUGGAAAGGCCCAAUAUAUUUACGGGAAGUUAUUUAUGCUGCUUCAUAAUACACAGUGGGUAGAUCGAUAUAUUUGUAUUGAAUCUAUCCUCUGACCUUUAUGUAGCUUGUAAAUAUUUUUGUCAGAAUAUCCAUACAAUAUUCAUGCACGUUUUUGUGGAUAUAGAAUAUCAAUUUUAACCCUUAAAUGCCUAUGCACAUAACAUCAACCUACAUGCCGGUACGGGGUCCAUCAGGGACCCCAACCAAAAACAUAAGUUUCUGUAAUUUUUCAAAUGUAUUUAAGAAAAAUUUAAGCUUUUUAAGUUAUUUUGAACUAAAUAUUCAAUGGUAAUAAAAACAAUACAGAUAUAAUUAGAAAAAAGUGAUGUAAACUGAAACAUUUAUUUUUUCAAAUAUAACAAAAUAUACUGUUAUAUGUAUAUAUUUCCACGACAAAAAAACCACAUUUUAAAUAAUAAACAUAUUAUGUAACAAACAUAAAUUACCCUUCGGAACAUUUCACGUUGAGAAACAUUUGGUACAUACAUAAGUUUGCUCCUUUUUUCUAUGAAGUUCACAAACAAAUUUACUACAAACAGCGCAAGUUAUGUUUACUUUCCUGUCAUCUUUUCGAGUGCAUUCAUAACAUCUGGCCCGUUUUGUAGCAGGAGCUUGUGGUUUAGGAAUAUGUUGGUCUUCCAUUACUACUCCGCAGUCUCGUAGAGCCGUUUUUACACGGUCCUUAUGAUUUUUGUAGUGGGAUCUUUUCACCAUAUUGUUCCGAGCGAGAUCAUCUCCCAAUUGUAAAAGAAAUAAUCGUCGUCUCGAGUAAUUAUUUUUCUGCCAAUCAGGAUUUUUUUCAUUGUAUAAAAUGAAAGCAUUUGAAGCACAAAUAUCUAUCACGUUCAUAAAUAAUCUAUACGGCCAUCGAGCUGUUCUUCUGCUGCAUGAAUACUCUCUAAUAAGUUGAUCUGCAUGGUCAACGCCCCCCUUACUCGCAUUGUAAUCUAUGAUCAUAUUUGGCUUAUUUUGUAAGUCUGCACAUACUUUAUCGUCAUCAUGUUGGCUUGAUAAUAAAUGUACCAUUCCAUUUUUUUUAGGAACAUAUGAGACCAUUGUAAGAUCUUUAGUGAAUAAAAAUAUGGACGAUUCUACUGGUCUCGAUUUUAUGUUUAGCAGGACUGGUGUAUCAGGCUUGUUCUUUCUAACAGUUCCCAGUAAUGUGAGUUUUUUGGUCAACAAAUAGUUGGCGAGGGGAACACUUGUAAAAAAAUUAUCUGUAGUUAUUCCUCGCCAACUGUUGUGAUACGGUUCUACCAAAUCUGAUACUACACGGAAACCUUGAUUUUUUUCUGGUACACCACCGCGAGGUUUUCCCGUAUACAGGGUGACAGGAAAUUAGUGGCGGAGCCGGUAAGGGGUGAUAGUAUAGGGUAAUUAGAGCCGAUAUUACUAUGAGACCUACUAUCCCACAGUAACCCAUUCCAAGAUAUUCGUACUUGAAGAAUUUUACCAAAAAGUUCUACUUAAAAUUUUAAAAUAGGUAUACAUCUUAAAAAAUGGCUUUUCGGCCAAUUUUUUUUUUGUUUUACAACAAAGAUAUUCUGAAU
Messenger RNA from Acanthoscelides obtectus, 4632 nucleotides. Lineage: Eukaryota; Metazoa; Arthropoda; Insecta; Coleoptera; Chrysomelidae. The record is from the annotation of a GenBank genome assembly.